Molecule: messenger RNA, 2010 nt
Organism: Andrographis paniculata
Lineage: Eukaryota; Viridiplantae; Streptophyta; Magnoliopsida; Lamiales; Acanthaceae
Exons: 3
Coding region: 248-1912 (554 amino acids)
Source: RefSeq, a predicted model, not a curated record
GGUUGAAAUCUCCUUUUUCCCCUUUCUACGUCAGUUCAUUCACAGUCGCACUCCAUUCUUCAACUCUAUCGAUUUUAUCUUCGAUUCUAACACGAAAUUCCCUCUGGAAAUCGCGAGGAAUCAAUUCGUAAGAUUUCGAAACCCUAGAACAGUGUUCGUUCGUGUCUAGCCCUAAUUUCUCUUAUUUACUGCUCACAGAUCAUGAAUUUUUGAGAUUAUCGAGAAAUUUUUAGCCGAAUUGAACACAAUGUCGCGAGGAAGGGACAGAGGAGUGAUAAUCGAAGGUCUGAUCAUGCCGAUGAAGAUCCGUAAAAGAGGCUGUUCGUCAUCGUCGUCUUCUUCGUCGAGGAUUCGCAACCACAGGUUGAAUAAGCGUGCGGGGAAAACAACACGCCCGUGCCGACUUGGAGGUUCCAGAUCCAACACGCCCGUGCCGACUUGGAGAACCGUCCCUUUGAAGAGUGGUGUGGAGUCUCCGAAGUGUUCUCAGAGCGGGAGGUCCACUCAGCCCGUCUCCGCCCGGCGACUGGCGGCGAUUCUGUGGGGAAUGAACGGGAACGGGACGCCGUCGCCGGAAAGUCGAAAUCGGAAUUCGGACAAGAUGAAGAGUGGAAGUAAGAUGGUUUUUAAGAUGGAGAAAAUGCUGUCGCCUCGUCUCUCUGAUCCAUCACAUAGUCCAGCUCUUUCCGAGAUCGAUCGAUCCGGAAGUCGUCAAAGGACACCCUCGAUUUCUCGGAGGCUUAGGUCGGGAGAACAAAACGCUACGCUCUUCAAUUCUACAAGCGAUGCGAGCCUUAUAGAGACGGAGAUGCGAUCGCAUGCCCCGACUCCAAGAGGAUCGGAGACUGGCGGCAAGAAUCGACUUAACGAUUUAAGCAAUGCGAUUACUACUUCGAAAGAGCUCGUAAAAAUCAUCAACCGUCUUUGGGCUCGUAGUGAAUCGGAACAACCUUCGUCUAGCCUGUCGGUAAUCUCCGCACUCCACGCCGAGCUCGAACGGGCUCGACUUCAGGUCGAUCGUCUCGUCAAGGAGCAGUAUUCGGAUCAAAACGAGAUCACCUGUCUCGUAAAAUGUUUCGCCGAAGAAAAGGCGUCUUGGAAAGUUAAAGAACGAGCAGUCGAAGAAGCAAUUGAGGCCGUUCGCCGUGAGCUCGAGGUGGAGAGGAAAUUACGACGGCAAGUCGAGCGAUUGAACAAGAAACUCGGAGACGAGUUAUCGGACCUGAAGUCGUCUUUCGCUAAAGCUGUCGACGAUGUCGAGAGCGAGCGGAGGGCGCGGGAAAUUACCGAGCAGGUUUGCGGUGAAUUAGCCAAAAACAUCGCCGUCGAUAAGCCGGUGGUCGUCGACGUUUGUGAAGAGAAGAACUCGGCGAUUAAGAAGCUGCGGAAGCAACUCGAAAUCUUCCUCGGAACGAGACGAGACAAGGACGGAAGUCGAGCAGCGUCGGAACAAAUUGUCGAUGCUGAUGAUUCGGAAAAUAAAGAUGACUCGGGAGAAAGCGACGGCAUUCUGUCGAAAACACGAAAGAGUCACCGAUGGAGCUGGGUCUCCGGCAGCGGCGCGGAGUCGAGAAAACUUCAAGUCAACGAAAUCAAAGCUCGGAGUUCGAUUUCCGGUCAAGUUUCUCGAAGAAGCACGAGCGUAUUAGACGGAGUCGACUGCCGGUCGGGGGAUGGUUUCGACCGUGGAAGGUUACGAGGAAUCGAAGGUGUAAGAAGAAUGGGUUUGAGGGAUGAUUGCCGAGACUCCAGCGACAGCGCUUUGCCGGCGCCGCCACCGGAGCGGCGGAAGUGUAAGGAAGAUGGGGAUGAUUGCCGAGACUCCAGCGACAGCGCUUUGCCGGCGCCGCCACCGGAGCGGCGGAAGUGUAAGGAAGAUGAUGGGCAAAGAAGCCGGAGAUGGAAACGGUAAGAAUCUCUGGUGGUGUUUGGUGUGUAAAACGUAAAAUAACUUACCUUAAUAUUGUAAUGUAAUCAGCUAAUGUUAAUAUGUUAUGUUGAUCCUUCUUA